AUGGCGGAGGCUGCAGGCACGUCGCGUGGCCUCCGCGUCUACAAAAUUGUAGUGCUAGGCGACGGGGGGGUAGGCAAGUCCGCGGUCACACUGCAAUUUGUUAGCCACAGUUUCCUGGAUUAUCACGAUCCUACAAUAGAGGAUUCAUAUCAGCAACAGGCCGUGAUUGACGGAGAGCCUGCAUUGUUGGACAUAUUGGAUACUGCUGGGCAGGUAGAGUUUACAGCAAUGAGGGAGCAGUACAUGCGAUGCGGGGAGGGGUUCAUGCUAUGCUACUCGGUGACAGACAGGCGGUCGUUCCGUGCUGCAGCGGAGUAUAAGCGUCUUCUGGCUCAAGCUCGUCCUUCAGAGCGGCUGCCUCUGGUGUUGGUUGGCAACAAACUGGACUUGGCGCCGAGGUUUAGACAAGUGACUACGGAUGAGGGGAAAGCUCUAGCAACUCAAUUGGGUUGUCCGUUCUACGAGACGUCAGCAGCGUUACGUCACUUCGUCGACGACGCAUUCCACGGGCUUGUGAGGGAAAUACGUCGGCUCGAGAGACAGAGACAGUCAUCAAUCAUGGGCAGUACAACGGGCGGAGGGCGAAGGCGUUGGCGACGUCUUCGCAGUAUCUUCGCGCUCGUUUUCCGUCGGCGUCGGCGACACCAAUCCACACCCUGAGCACCACCACUGACUCACCACUGGCUCACCACCGAACCACUAUCCACCCACCGAUGAAUGGGGUAACUGCCACAUUACAUUUUACAUUACAGCCUGACAUGGACAGCUGAAGCUGUGCUACUUAAGAAAUUUUUUACUUGCAACAUUGAAACUAGAUAUAGUUUCGGUCUACUAUCCACCCACUGACGAAUGACGUAACUGCUACAUGUAUAUAUUGAUAUUAUAGUAUGAUGGAAAUACUGACUACUAUAGUAGUACGGAAAGCUGAAACUGCAAUAUUUAAGAAAUUUUUAGAUGGCACCAUUGAAACUACCUAUGUAGAGGACGUGGAACUGCAUGUUAUUGAAUGCUCAUUGAAUUUUGAUACUUGACGGAAAAACUAUAUAGUAUUUAACUCUCACAACCAA
Melitaea cinxia (Glanville fritillary) is the source of this 1067-nucleotide messenger RNA. RefSeq names its product GTP-binding protein Rit2 (gene Ric). The record is from RefSeq and is a predicted model, not a curated record. The transcript is spliced from 5 exons. Lineage: Eukaryota; Metazoa; Arthropoda; Insecta; Lepidoptera; Nymphalidae. Gene Ontology annotation, molecular function: GDP binding; GTPase activity; GTP binding. Gene Ontology annotation, cellular component: plasma membrane. The coding region runs from base 1 to 660 and encodes 219 amino acids. Gene Ontology annotation, biological process: Ras protein signal transduction.